Molecule: messenger RNA, 2160 nt
Organism: Lentinula edodes (shiitake mushroom)
Lineage: Eukaryota; Fungi; Basidiomycota; Agaricomycetes; Agaricales; Omphalotaceae
Exons: 10
Coding region: 1-2160 (719 amino acids)
Source: RefSeq, a predicted model, not a curated record
AUGCUGAACGAUAUCAGUGCCAAUAGGCGUGAACAUUUCCUGUCUCUCGAUAACUACAUGGGAAAGCCGAAUAACACCAUCAUGUCGUCCGGUGCAUUCUUUCGUGAUGACAAAACAUUUCUGUUUUCUAAUGUUCGCGUGCCGGGUGGUGGUAAACCUAAGGCAAAAGUGGUCACUUUUGUCAGCCGUGUGCUCAAUAAUAACAACUUCACUGGUAUGACCGGCAACUGGGUCCCUUCCAAGAAGGCGGCUAAGCAUGGAAAACGGACAGCAAUGCUAGGACCUGCAUUCAAUGGCAAAUUCGAGCUUGACUGGGACCAAUCCAUUCAAACGUUGAAGGACAUUAUGUGCUUACUUACCAAGGACCGGAAUCACGAUGUCAAGUUUCUGUGGUAUGAAGAAGAUCCGACAAUGAACGAUGGGACGUUCAGGUUCGGAAGUCCACUAUUCCGUGCGUUGAGGGCUGGCGAAGAUCCUGACUCUACCAUUGUGACCAUUACCCCAGAAGGUCAGCAGAACACUCCGUUCUGGGUGGAGGCUCGGCAAGCGCAUGCAAUAGUUGAUUUUCCGGUGUUCGACUCUCUCGGCUCCAAAGUGGCUGCAAAUUGUGUACAGGGCGCAAUCAAAGGUGCAAUGGUCGCUGUUGACGUUGUUAUCCAAGGAUGGAAGUUCAAGUCCGACCCUAACUGGGGGUUUGCACUGGACCUCAAGAGGUUGACAAUCCUCGAAGAUGCACACGAGGCUGCUGAGGAUGUGGAUCUACCCCCCUUGCAAAUUCACCUGCCGGAUGUUGCAGUUGACAACGCUACAGUUCUACCUUUGAAGAAUGCAAUGGGCAAUGAAGACGCCCCCGGUUCAUUCGCACCGCUCACACCCCCUCCCUCGCAAUCGACAGUCAAUGCAGGUGUUAUGAGCACGGCUGCAUCUGGUAGUCAUGAUGUGCAGGUGCCAAUCGCUGUACUUAACACGGGACAAACUCCACAUACAGAAGCAUACAGAGGACGUUCUUCGGACAUGAUUAGGAAAAGAUGUCAAACAAUUGCUUAUCCUGGUGCACGGAAGCGCGUCCAGUGGCAAAACCUUGUUGUUGUGUGUCCCACAUUGGCUUUCAAGGGCGCCGCUAUGGAGCAUGGUGCUGCGCUUAUUGGCGGUGUUCCGAUGGAGUCCAUUCCACACGCGACUACAAUGGAUUGCGGCCAGGAAUAUUUCUUUGUCGAUGUGGGGAGUGCGUUGGAAAUGGGUGUAUUGACAGGAUGGUCUGAACAGUUGAACAAAAGGAACGUCGUUAUUUUUGCAGACAUUCAUCAGCUAGCCCCACUUAAGAAUCAUAAUCAAGCAUUCUGGCUGCACGAUAAUCCCAUCACUCACAAAUUUUUGUCCAAUGUACACUGGCUUGACACUGAGCCUAUACAUGACAGGACCUCAAACACAUUUCUGGACACAAUCAGGCUCGCGACAAUCGGACGUGACCAUAUACAGUUGUUGAAUGCAAGUGUUGCUAACAUGGCCUCCUUUGUCAAACGACAUGCAAGGCGUAAUGCAGUAGUCGUUAGUAAUUCCAGGGAGAGAUGCAAACAACUUAACCAGUUCCUUCUGAUUGAAGUCGCGAAGGCUCUCAAUGCGACGUUGUACAUGUUCAAUUCCUUCAACGACAUUACGUUUUCCAUUGGUGCAACCGUGACUAAAGCUGAACUGAAGCUGUUGCAAGAUAACAUUUGCGACUGUGGUGCUAUUCCUGGACGUAUGCCCGUUUACAUUGGAAUGCCCUGCUCAGUCAUCAUUGAUUCCACGCCUGUAUGGGGCACAAUAUUUGACAUUGAGCUCGACCCGAGAGAAUCUGCAGAAAUUCCGAGACAAUACGAGUGGUUCAUGGACGCCGAUGAAGAUGUGAUUGGUUACGUGGUCAGGACACAAGUGCCUUUAGCUCCAAGGUGGGCUGUGUUGGAAAAAGAGGUAGAUGGCCAGCAGUAUGACGCACUGCUCAUCGACACUGAAAAAGGAUGGGAUAGUAUUCAAAGUUGGUACAUGGUUGGUAGCAGAGUGCAAGGACAUGGUCUUAUUAACAUAAGCCAGCAAGUUGAUGGAAAGUAUACGGACAGUUGGCUCCAAUCAGUUCGUGAAUGCAUGCUCCAGUUGCUUUGUCUGAAAACUACUGUGUAA